ACACACCUCCACAGACAGCUUGGACCACGCACGCCCGUGGGCACAAACGUACUCUUUGCACAAACUACUAGCAUGCACAAGUUCCCGUCCCGUGCGCUCGCAGGUGCUGGCCCCGCUGCGCCCGCUUCUCCUUCCUCACCCCCGCUCUCCGGUCCCGGGAACCCGCGGCUGAGCAAGGAGCCGCCACCCCCAGCCCCACCCGCGGAAGGCGGGACCCACGCGCCUUUCCUGCGUCGAGUCCGCCCAGGACCGCGGGGUUCCAGAGAAGGUUUGGAGCCAAAGCGAUUCCCCGCUUCUCGGCUCAGCUGCUCGUCCCCUCCGGAGCCCGUUACCCGCCUGCCUCGCCCCUUUAUCUUCUCCCCAACCCCGCCCGGCCGACUCCGUCAGGCGCCUCCCGGUCCCGUUAUCCGGCAGCCCCGGCCCCGUUAUCCGCCCUCGCGCGGGGCCCCGAUUCCCCGGCCACAGCUCUGGGGGCCGCGGGCUGGGCAGGGCCGGAGCCGCCUCGGCGCCGCUUCCCAGGCCCGGACGGCCGCGGGAGGAGGUCCCGCUGUCAGUCAGCGAGGAAGGCCGGGCCGGGCGGCCGGAGGGGGCGGCGCCGAGGACGGGCUCGGGCCGGGAGCUGGGAGGCGGAGGCGGAGGGGGCGGAGGCGGGGGCAGCUCCGGGCCUUAUAA
Molecule: messenger RNA, 672 nt
Organism: Choloepus didactylus (southern two-toed sloth)
Lineage: Eukaryota; Metazoa; Chordata; Mammalia; Pilosa; Megalonychidae
Product: vegetative cell wall protein gp1
Exons: 2
Coding region: 73-672 (199 amino acids)
Source: RefSeq, a predicted model, not a curated record